Molecule: messenger RNA, 4662 nt
Organism: Siniperca chuatsi (mandarin fish)
Lineage: Eukaryota; Metazoa; Chordata; Actinopteri; Centrarchiformes; Sinipercidae
Gene: fez2b
Product: fasciculation and elongation protein zeta 2b
Exons: 10
Coding region: 116-1309 (397 amino acids)
Cellular component (GO): cytoplasm; axon
Source: RefSeq, a predicted model, not a curated record
ACGUCACACUAGCCCCCCCCCUCUCCGCCUCACCGUCUAGUCCAGUGUCUAGAAGCCGAAAACAGAGCACCAUCGAGGGGUCUAACUGGCUGUCAACCGAGCUCCUACGGCAGUCAUGGCGGCGCCGUUAGCCCACUUCGAUGAGGACUGGCAGGAGUUUAACGAAUUCAAGUCGUCCUCGGCGUCGGCAGACCAGCUGGACCAGCUGAACUCAAAUGUGGGCGAUUCGUCGUCAGGCCUAGACGAUUUUUCAGACCUGGACAACAGUUUCUCCGGGGAGAUCUGCAGCUUCAAAUCCAUGGAGGACCUCGUCCAUGACUUCGACGAGAAGCUGACAGUGUGUUUCCGAAACUACAACACCACGACGGAAAACAUAGCCCCCGUUAAACCUAUCACAGAGGAUAAUUACUUGAAAGACGACGAGGUGUGGAACGCUCUGACAGAUAAUUAUGGCAACGUGAUGGCUGUGGACUGGAAGACAUCGCACACUCGCUCCCUACACCUGCCCACCCUCAACCUCACUGAGCUUCAGAAGAUGGAUAACCAGUCUCUGGACCUGUCAGACGACGAGGAGCUGAGGGAGCAGAUGGACAUGCACUCGAUCAUCGUCUCCUGCAUCAACGAUGAGCCGCUCUUCACGGCUGAGCAGGUGAUAGAGGAGAUAGAGGAGAUGAUGCAGGAGUCUCCAGACCCAGAGGAUGAUGAGAGUCCCUCACAGUCCGACCUGUCCAUGCUCUCUCAGGACCUCCACGCCCUGAAACGCUCCGGCUCCAACACCAGCUACGAGGACCGGCUGCGUCAGCUGUCUGUGUCUGAGCUAACCGAGACUCUGGAGGAAGUGGAGACGGCCAUUCGCCGCUUCAGCGAGGAGCUGAUCCAGGCUCUGGCCCUGCGAGACGAACUGGACUAUGAAAAGGAGGUGAAGAACAGCUUCAUCUCGCUGUUGAUCGACGUGCAGAACAGACAGAAGGAGCACCGUGAGCUGCUGCGGAAGAAGAAGAAAAUCAGAAGUACGACUACAACCGGGCCCAACGGCCAGAGGACAGCCAGCACGCACAUACCAGGCACGCUCCUCACUCUGGAGGGACUCUCCAAUGUCAUUCAAAAUGGCCUCCGUCAAACUUUUGGCAACACAGGAGGGGACAAACAGUACCUGACCACAGUAAUCCCUUACGAGAAGAAAGCUGGCUCCCCGUCGGUAGAAGACCUCCAGAUCCUCACAAAGAUCCUCCACGCCAUGAGGGAUGACAGCGAGAAGGUGCCUGCGCUGCUAACAGACUACAUUCUCAAAGUUCUUUGUCCCACGUAAAGCCAAAGGCGAGCCUCCUGUUUCCAGAACCAUUCGUUGGGCCAUCAGAAGAAGGUUCUGGUAACCUGGAAGAACCCAGAUAAUGGAUUAAAAAUCCAAAUCUUCCUUCUUUCCUAUUUUUCAACACAGACUUUCUUUCCUCGUGGCAUUUUUUUUUUUAACUCUGCCACUGUUGUUGCUCUUAAGAUUUUAUCUCUAGAUAUAACUCCUCAGUCGGUAUGGAUCUUUUCAUUUCUAAUGUUUUAACUUGUUAACGCCUGAGUGCUACAACCCUGUAUAUCCUGACUGCAUGAUGACUUGUCUAUGGAUGCCAGUAAUCAGUAUUAGUCUCCCUCCCUUUCUGAUUAGUGGCACUUGAAUGGAGAAGGGUCGGGUGUAUUUUAAUUCCACGGGCUUCAUCAGCAGGCCUGUGUGAGGGAGAUGCAGUCCAAUCUGUCUGUUUUGUGAAUCAAACGCAUUUGCAUCCGUGUAGUUCAUGCCUGACGGGGAAAACAAAUGCUGGCAGAAUCUCUGAAUCUCAAAGUGCCAGGCUGGCCGUGGUAUCGAGCAUAAAUCCUGUUUUUCCUGUAUGGAAACCUUUGCUUCAAUGGCAUUUGUUGAUUGUUUACAUAUAAUAUUGUUUUGGGGUUGAAAACUCCUGCUUGCUAAGGAUCAAAGUGCAAACCCUUUAAUUUCAAAAUCCAAACCGUAGGCCCACCUGUCUUUGCAUGUUGGUUUUGGGUUUAUGCUCAAUAUUUGCUGUUAGUUGAAUGUUAAAAUGAAAUAUUUUGUAUACGAUUAAGAGAAAUUGCACAGUUUUGAGAACUUUUUACUUUUUGAAAAAGGGAAAAAAGUGAAAUGAUGUGAGAAAGUAAUAGCUGGAUGAACAAACAUGUAAACAUAUUUUUGGAGAAGGGUUGUUUUUAGUGAGAUUAGGGACUUGCCAGUUUUGUGACCACAUUGCAACAUCAUUUUGUAAAUGCUGUCCAUUGACCUCUGAGCCCUCGAGUAGUGACCGCCACCCCCAACAACUUUAUCAUUUCCCCAGGAGUCAAUACAUGAGUCUACAAAUACCUCGUAUAACUUUUUUGCAUCAGUAGAAAAUGACUGAACUGGUCAUAUCGUCAGAGAAAUAGUGUAGUAAGGAUUAUGUUAGGUUUGAUAAUUGUGUAGUUAAGCUUCUGUUAUAAGUUGUGGGUUUUCUCUCUCUGUUAACCCUUUAACUGUCAUGUAAAUUUUGUGGUAGCACUUUAGUCUGUCAGUGAUCUGGUCAUGUAGUAGUGGAAUAUCUGGUGGAUGUACUUACGAGUACGUUUCACUAGAUUAGUGUAGUAAAGCUUAGAAGCUUAAGCUAGUGGUGCCAAAAGCACGUCAACAUGAAGAAUUGUUGUCAUGCAUCGUGUUCCAUCUAUUUACCUUAUUGGUCGUCAUGAGCAUGAAAAUUUAAACAAUCUUAAAGGGGUACACAUUACAAACCAUUUACACAUCAAAAGAAGUACUGCUUCUUUUGAUGUGUCAAUGGUUGUGUAAUGUCUUCUGCAGAUCUGGAGCAGCUUUGUCAAAGUUGAGAAAAUAACCCUGAUGAUGUCUUUGUGAUGUCAUCUCGGCUUGGGCUUGAGACUACAUAUUUAUGACAGAAAGCAUGUGUUCAAAUUCUUGGCAUGGAGUUUGAAAUAUGCAGGUGUUUACCAGGCAGUGGUUAGGGUCAAGUUGCAUUAUGGGAGGUGAAGGAGCUUGGAUUUUUGGAGCUUGCCCCACACCAGAGACUAAAAAUCAUUGUAUCUCAGCCUCUGACUCAUCGAUUUUGACCGCUCUUUUUUUAAUGUGUCUCUUGCAAGUCUCCCAACUUUAUGGGAGCGUACUAAAUCAUUGGAGCACCCCUUUAAAACCACGUACCUUUAAUCUAGUCCAUCUAUCAAUCUAAUCUUGGUACACUAACGUUCAGAUCACCAGCUACUACAGGUGCACCACACACUGUCGGAUCAGGUCUAGUCUAGCUCUCAGGUACAAUCAUCGGUGUUAGUAGUUUAAAAUCUUUUUCCGAAAGGUACUGACAUUCCUGAGUCUUUGUAUGCUUCUGGCAAAAUUUGUAUCAGCUAGACUUCAACUUACUGCACUUUUAUCUUUUCACAAAUUUCUCUAAAAUACCUGGACGAGAAGGUGAAGGUAACCAUGGUAGCCUCUUGACUAAAUCAGGGUAGCAUUACAGAUGUUGAAUAUGUCAUGAUUUGUCCUAGACACUGCUAAUUGUAGUAGGUGUAGCUAGCAUAUAAACGGUACAGGCAAAGACCUCUGUAGAGGCUGCAGUAGCGUCCGCUUGGUGUAGCAGUCUAGCGACGAGUGUAGACGCAGUUGUAACCUUGCGGCAAACUUCAGUGGUUAAUAUGUAGGAGAAGAUGAGACUCUCUUGAAAAAGGAAUUAAAUUUUACUUGUUACAUUUUUUUAAGCAUGUCUCUCAUGCAUGUGGCCAGAAGAAAGGGCAUAGGAAGAUAAAAAAGGGUGUGAUAAAGUUCACAGAUGUUGGGGAUGAUUGCACAACGGGUUGCUUAAAUUUGAGGGGUCCAUUUAUUCUUUUGUAAAGGAAGAAAAAAGCUUGUAGUGCUAUAUUUAACUUUUUAUAUGGACUUGUUGUUUCUGCUGUUCCCAGCUUUUGAAAACAUUCACAACCUAGCAUGUGCUACGUGCACUUUACUGCUGCAAACACAUUUCUAACAAUGAUUGAUUUGUUUGUUUACGGACAUAUUAAUAUCACACUAAAGGGACAAGUGCAUGUUGCAGUGGAAUGCAGAAAAAACAUAAAGCAAAUAUGCAUUUCAUUUAAACUGUUAAAAAGAUAUCAAAAAGGCAAACAUCAGAAGGCUUGUGGCAGGGAAACACAUGAACCAUCACAAGAAACCAUCCAUCAAUUGAUCAAAAUCUUAGAAAAGCUUAAAUGAAAAUGGUCAUGACACCAACUGUGUAAAUGGUAUCUUUUGUUUUAUAAUGAAAUGGCAGUCAGCAGGAUUACUGGAGGAUCUUGCCUCAAGCCAGAGCCCCUCGUCUAGUCUCUUGUUAGCAGACAUAUCAGUGUAACUACAAUUUAGAGAUUUAUAUUUAUAUAUGUACAACAAAACAAGCAACAGGAAAAGAGGCUGCCUUUGUAAAUGCCUGAGAAUUUUUGUACAUUAAACCAACUCCUUUUGUUUUUAAUGCAAUAUAAUUCCCAAGUUUGGGGUUUUAUGUUUACUGUCUCAUGUGGUACUGCAGUACAGUAUAUUAAUUUAUUAUGUAAAUGUUUGUUUUGUAACCAUAUUAUUGACGGUAAAGGUACAAGUGUUUUGUGCCCACAUUGCAUUGCAACUCAUUUCAAAUAAAUUAAUAUGUGAAGACUUUU